Xenopus laevis (African clawed frog) is the source of this 3725-nucleotide messenger RNA. RefSeq names its product guanylate cyclase 2G (gene gucy2g.L). NCBI's taxonomy places the organism in Eukaryota, Metazoa, Chordata, Amphibia, Anura, Pipidae. The transcript has 22 exons. The coding region runs from base 1 to 3369 and encodes 1122 amino acids. The record is from RefSeq and is a predicted model, not a curated record.
AUGGCCAGGAGGGAAAUCAAUGUUCCUUAUCUAAUCCUCUCACUACUCCCCCCUCCUGCAUUGGUAUCUGCCCUGCUGCUUUCGGCUCUUAUUCUCUAUGCUCCCAACUGCCAGGGGCAAAUACAGACCCUCACCAGCCUCAAUUUUUCCCUUGGACUUGGAAGUGGAGGCUCAAGCUCUAAGAUAGUGGUAGGAUUCCAAGCACCCUGGAACUUCUCUUAUCCUUUUAGCGCCCAACGGUUGGGUUCAGCAAUCCAAUUGGCUGUGGAAAAGAUCAACCAAGAGUGGGACUUGUCCUUCCUGGAUAACAAUACAUUGGAGUUUGUGUAUGCCGACUGUGGCUGCAACUCCAAACGCUCCCUCAGCAACUUCAUCUCUCAGUACCAGAAGCACCACAUCUCUGCCCUGUUUGGGCCUGUGUGUCCUGAGGCGGCUGAGGUGACGGGUCUUCUGGUUUCCUCCUGGAACAUCCCCAUGUUUGGUUUUGUCAGUCAGACCCCCAAGCUGGAUGACCGGCUGGUGUAUGAUACUUAUAUCAAGAUGGUGUCCCCCCUGCAGAGGAUCGGGGAGGCUCUGGUGAAAACCCUGCUUUUUUUUAAAUGGGACUACGUAGCUUUGUUUGGUGGGGCAGUGGCAGAGUCCACCUGGGACAGAGUCGAUGAACUAUGGCAGUCCCUGGACAAUCACCUAUCAGCCAACUUCACCGUCACCGCCAAGAUAAAAUACGACCCCGUGAGUCCAGAUAGUCUUCAGAAAAAUCUUCAGGCUGUGGCUCUUGUCUCGAGAGUGAUCGUUUUAGUGACCAGCUCAGUCGAUGCAAGAUCCAUUCUGAUUGAAGCUGAAAAACAAGGGUUAACGGACGGAAAAUACGUUUUUAUUAUGGUACAACAGUUUGAGGUCAGCGGUUUCAUGGACAAUUUCUGGAAAGACACCCUGAAAAGUGAGAAUGAGGUUAUCUUGAAAGCCUAUGAGGCAGUGCUGAUGUUAGCCCUCAAUUCUACCUAUAGCUACGCGGCCUUCAUGAAGGAGGUGUAUCAUAAGCUUACGGAGGCCCCGUUUUAUAGCGAAAUCAUUUCGGAAGCCCAGGUGAGUCCCUAUUCUGCAUAUCUCUAUGACUCUGUCCUGCUAUAUGCUUUGGGCCUGAAGGAGAUUUUCCGGCAAGGAAAGAACCCAUCAGAUGGCAGAGCAUUGGUGGAAAGUAUAAAAGGCUACAACAGAACAGAUUUUUAUGGGAUCACGGGGUCACUGAGCAUUGAUGAUAAUGGAGAGAGAUUCAUCGACUAUGCAGUGUAUGAUCUGCAGCAUUCUGAUAAUACGUCCAGAUUUGUUCCUGUGCUGCGCUUCGAUAGCCACAAGAAAACUAUUAUUCCCACCUCAGCACUCCCUUUCAUUAACUGGCCAGGAAGCAGUCUCCCCAAGGACAGGCCUCAAUGUGGAUUCCAAAACGAGUUCUGCCAAGCGUCCGUAACAGAUACCCCAGUGAUCGCGCUGAUUGCCACCUUUGUGCUCACAGCGGUGGGAGGGUUAAUCUUUCUCAUUUUCCUUGUGAUGCAAAAGUGGAAGCUUAAGAAGCAUUUUAAUAGUGACAAUUGGUGGCACAUUAACUAUGCAGAUAUCACCAUUCUCAAGGAUCAAAAGAAUACUUCAGGAACCUCCCCCCUGAGUACCCCGACAUCCAAAAGACUUGGAAGCUUUGGAUCUAGCGCCAUGGUCUCAAGCAACCAGAGUUAUGGUUUUACCGACAAACUGGGCAAGGAAGCCUUCUAUGCAACCAUAGGCCUCUAUCAGGGUAACAUUGUUGCAAUCAGACACCUCUCUGACCAGACAGCUGGAUCCCGACUCAGGAGGCCGUCAGUUGUGCGUGAAUUCCGCGUGAUGCGAGAGAUGAAAAAUGAGAAUCUGCUGACUUUUUUUGGAGUGUGCACCGAGCCUCCUAAUGUUUGCAUCGUAACGCAGUACUGCAAAAAAGGAAGUCUCAAGGAUGUUCUGCUGAACCACGACAUUGAGCUGGAUUGGAUGUUCAAGGUUUCCUUUGCCUACGACAUUGUCAAUGGAAUGGGAUUUCUCCACAACAGUCCCGUGAAUUCUCACGGGAACCUCAAGCCGACCAACUGCCUGGUAGACAGUCGCAUGCAGGUCAAACUCUCCGGUUUUGGUUUAUGGGAAUUUAAACACGGGACGAAUGUUCGGGAUAUAACAGGGAAAGAUGUCAACUAUUCAGAACUCUACUGGACAGCUCCAGAGCUUUUGCGACUGGAGAGAUUCCCCUUCCAGGGAUCCAAGAAAGGAGAUGUUUAUAGUUUUGCCAUACUAAUGAGAGAAGUGCUUCACAGCAGUGACGAUGGACCAUUUGAAGACCUCUCUUUGGAGCCUCAAGAAAUUAUCAACAAAAUUAAAAACCCUGAUUCACGGGUUCCAUUGAGACCGUCGCUGUCAGUCGAAAAGUGCAACGAGAGGAUUGUGACUAUGCUGAAACUGUGCUGGGAUGAGAAUCCAGAGAGGCGCCCCUCCUUUACCACCAUAAAGAGGAGUCUCCGAGAUGCCAGCCCUGAGGGACAUGUCAGUAUCCUGGACAAUAUGGUGAACAAACUUGAGAAAUAUGCCAACCACCUCGAGGAAGUUGUGGAAGAAAGGACAGUGCAGCUGACGGUAGAGAAAAAGAAGACCGACAAGUUAUUAUCUACAAUGCUGCCCAGCUUCAUUGCAGAGCAGCUCAUGUGUGGCAAGUCUGUAGAACCCGAGAGCUUCUCUUCCGUCACCAUUUUCUUCUCUGAUAUUGUUGGGUUCACCACAUUGUGCUCGGCCAGCACCCCCCUUGAGGUGGUCGAUUUGCUGAAUGACCUGUACAGUUUGUUUGAUGAGAUCAUAAAAACCUAUGACGUAUACAAGGUGGAGACCAUUGGAGACGCCUACAUGGUCGCCAGCGGCCUCCCGAUACGAAAUGGAAUUCAGCACGUGGAGGAAAUUGCCACGAUGUCUCUGCACUUCUUAAGUGCUAUGCUGACCUUUAGGAUAAGGCACAUGCCACAAAUAAAAUUAAAGCUCCGCAUUGGGCUGAAUACAGGUCCUGUGGUGGCUGGCGUGGUCGGAGUCACUAUGCCGAGAUACUGUCUAUUUGGUGACACCGUAAACACAGCAUCGCGAAUGGAGAGCAACAGUUUACCCCUUCGUAUCCAUGUUUCUGAAACAACAAUGGUGGCUCUGGAAUCUAUUGGGGGCUAUGAUUUAAAGCAAAGAGGGUCGAUUGAGAUAAAAGGUAAAGGAAGACUGAAAACAUACUGGCUAAGGGGUAAAAAGGGAUUUCAGAUGCUCCUUCCAGAAUUCCCAGAGGACAUGGAGGAUCCAGUUAAUUCUGUAUCUGAUCUCUGAGACCAGGAAUCUCUGUAUCUCACUGUCUCUCACCAGAGGCACAACUGAUCCAGCCAGAGAUGUCAUACACACAUUGUCUUUCCUGGGAAGUAAAUUACCAGAGCAGAGUCUUAUCCAUAUGAUUAACUACCCUUUCGGAUCUAGCCUAUAACUAGAAGACAUGGGCCCAUUCUGCCACAGAUCAACAUAUAAGCGAUGUUCUGUUACUCAGACUGUUGUGUGUAAGAAACAAUAUGGCAGCUCCCACCCACAUGUAUUAAUACAAAUAUACAGAGAAGGAAUGCUCUGAGCACAUAAUAAUCUAUUCCCUCAUAUUGUACUAUCUAAGGGAAUCAAUAUGGCACCUCCUCCCAUAU